Molecule: messenger RNA, 1191 nt
Organism: Aspergillus heteromorphus CBS 117.55
Lineage: Eukaryota; Fungi; Ascomycota; Eurotiomycetes; Eurotiales; Aspergillaceae
Product: RNA-binding protein
Exons: 7
Coding region: 1-1191 (396 amino acids)
Biological process (GO): mRNA splicing, via spliceosome
Cellular component (GO): cytoplasmic stress granule
Molecular function (GO): mRNA binding
Source: RefSeq, a predicted model, not a curated record
AUGUCGUCGGUGACUUCCCACGAAAAUCACUCCACCUACAUCGCUCAGAGACCCCAAGCCCCCCUGGUGUAUAGGCGUGUCCAGCGAGGUACCGACUCAGUGACCAUCCCCCGCUCGCAAUAUCAGCGUCUGCUCCAAGACUCACAGCAUCUCGGGAAACUGAAGGAUUCGCUCCUGAAUGGAGGGCUCUCGCAAGAGACUCUAGAUAUCUUGAUCUACGGCGUAUUGCCUAAUCCGAAUACUCCCCACAUCCACCGCGAGCCCUACCCCGAACCCUCUCCCAGCUCCGAUGAGGUCCUGGAAGUGGAACAGUGUCCCGUCAGCCACCAGGAAUGUUCCGACGUGAAGUAUCACGGUACGGAGACUUUCGAAGAAGAAGAAGAAGAAGAUGAUGAUGAUGAGGAUGAUGAAGAACUGCUGGGCUCUCAGAGUAGCGAUGAGAAGGAGGAUUAUCAGUCUUCAACGAGGAGUACAGAGUCUUCACCCGCCCCGGGAGACCAUCGUACAGUGAUGCUUCGGAAUCUUCCCGAUCGGGUCACCCAUAGAGAUAUCGUCGCGGUUGUGAGAGGCGGGGCCCUCCUCCACAUUUAUCUGCGAGCGCGAGAGCGUAUUGCAAGUGUCUCAUUCGUUGAAGACGCCGCUGCCCGGGAUUUCUUACAUCAUGCUAAGACGUACGGUCUCUACAUGGCUGGGAAGCGCGUGGAAGUGUUGUGGAACGACCGGCAAUUCUACCUUCCUCCGUAUGUCAGGGUCAAGAUCAACAAUGGCGCAUCGCGGAAUAUCAUUUUAUACAACGUCCACCCCAACGUCACCGAGUGGGUCAUCCGGAAGGACCUGGAGCAUAUCCACAACUUAAUUGUGAUCACGGUCAAAUUCAGGAACAACAACGCCUACAUAUCCACCAACUCGGUGCACAACGCGCUCUUUGCACGCUCGUGUAUGAUGUCCCGCUUUAUGUACAAGGGCAUGAAGAUCGGCUUCUACUCGGACGAAUGCGCGGAGUCUUUGGCCAAAGGGCCCAAGAAAGAACUACAGGCACCGCCAAAGAAAGAGAAAGCAGCCGUAGUGCCCAAUCGCUUUGAGCUUCUGUCGCUUGAUGGGGCUGACGAGGACGAGGACCAUGAAGGGCUGAAGCUGAACAGCCAUAUGAACGACGGCCUGUGCUGGGCAGACAACAGCGUCCCCGCUUGA